Messenger RNA from Labeo rohita (rohu), 2119 nucleotides. RefSeq lists its product as uncharacterized. The transcript has 5 exons. Gene Ontology annotation, cellular component: SCF ubiquitin ligase complex. NCBI's taxonomy places the organism in Eukaryota, Metazoa, Chordata, Actinopteri, Cypriniformes, Cyprinidae. Gene Ontology annotation, biological process: SCF-dependent proteasomal ubiquitin-dependent protein catabolic process. The coding region runs from base 189 to 2108 and encodes 639 amino acids. The record is from RefSeq and is a predicted model, not a curated record.
AGCUGUAUUUGUUUCUUCAUUACUCUACAAACGGGAAAAGCACAAAUAAAAGUUGUGUACAUUGUGCUAGUAAUUCUGAAGUCUCAUACUAAAUUGCUGAAUUUCACAAACCUGUAAAAAUAGACGCUGUUGCUGAAGCGAGAAAACGUGUUUGGGCGUUCAGAGCAAAGUAACUGUCAGGGUAAAAUAUGCCCUUGUUCCGGCAACUUGAGCCCCCACUGGUGAGGGAACGUCAGAGGAAGAAAAAACAUAAGAAUGAAUGGACUGAGGAUGAGGACAAACCAUCUACACUGAUUGGCCUUUGUCUUCAGAGCUUAGCUGAGAACAUGAAGGAGAUGUGGGUGAAAGAUUAUGCCCAAAAAUACAUGGACCAGUAUUUCUUCAGAUACGUCAUGGGUCCCUUCAGCUCUUUACCUGGUGAUUUGUUGGACGAGCUGUUGUGCAUCCUGUCCUCGCGUAAUUUGUUAACACGUGCAGCCCUGCAUCUCCUUCUCCUCCCGCAGCUCAGCUGUUUGUCCCUCACAUCAGCAUGCAACCUUGUAAAUGCCAACCUCUGCUCUCUUAUCCAGAUACGCUGCCAGAAUCUUCAGUCUCUGGAUCUUAGCGGUUCACAGAAUAUAUCUGUAUCAGUGCUGUGUGAGCUGCUGGGCUGCCAAACUCGUCUCCGCUCACUCUCCCUAGCUGGAACACAGUGUGAUCAGAAAGUGGUAUCAGUAGUUUCCCGCCAGUGCCCCAAACUGAAACACCUGGAUGUGUCACGGUGCCUUCACCUCACCCCUGCAGGCCUGCUCCCUCUGGUCUACCAAGUACCCCUUGUCAAGAAUGCAAACAUCUUAAGCAGCCUGCUAGCUUUGGAUAUCGGUCUAGCAGAAAAUGACAGCGAUGCAGUAGCUGCAGUUGCAUUCCUUCUGCUUAGCUUACCUAGUCUUCAGAGGUUGGCCAUAGAGGGACUGGGACAGGCUUGUGUUCUUAUACAGAACAAGCAGUUUGAGGUGACUGAGGAGUUUAGUAGCCGAGAAGGUGUGCCACUUCUUAAAGACAUGUGGGCGAAGCACACACAGGAAGACCACUUGAAAGACAGCAGUUUACUGAGUGCAGAUGGAGAGGAAAGUUUUACCUUGGAAGGAAAAAUAGAUGAUUGUUUGUCAUUAGAGGAGUGUCAGAUGGAAGCUAGUAAUAGUACUGAUAUAAAUGAAAGGACUUCAGGAGAGGGUUGUGAAAAAGAUGGAGGUAGAAGUAAGGAUAGUGUGACAACAUCUCUCAGGGAUGUACAAGGACUGUCUCUGGAUACCUUAGAGGCGGUAGGGAGCGUCUGCCCUGAACUGCGUGUCCUGUCUUUGGACUGUCUCCAGAGCAGUGCCGAUGAUAAUGUUGACAGCUUUGAACAGGCAACAGUUUUAGCCAGAGGACUCGGGAGGUUUUCUGGACAGCUACGCUGUCUUUCUCUACAGUUUGCUGGUCUUCUGUCUGAACUGGUUCCAGCACUUCAAGCCGCAGGCUCACAUCUGCUCUCGCUCACCUUGGAAGGCAUCAAAGCUGAUGGACAUACUCCUCUUCUGGAGCUCAUUCGUGCCUGUCCCAGACUGACCUCUCUCAGUGUUCAUUUAGACCCACCCAGGAAUAAUUUGGAUGGAAAUGAUGAUGAGGAGGACGACGAAGACGAAGGCCUUCUUGCUAAUCUGCCAUGCAUUCCACACCUCCGCUCUUUAACACUAAAUUUUUCCCUGGAUGAACGACAAAUGAAGCCUGCAUUGUGUUGGGGGUCUCUUAAGAGAGUGCUGUGGGCAUUACUUAAAGGCGCUUCUCUCCUUCAGAGGCUCUCGCUAAUCGCUGUUCCCUGUCGAUUGGACCGUGUGUUUAAUCUUGUCCUGAAUCAUCCGGCCAAACCCCUCGGAGCCCUAGAGAGUCCCGCACUGCACUGCCUUAGAUCCGUUAGCCUGAACCGCUCAGAUAUCAAUAUGGAGACUGUAGUGCAUAUUGUAAAUGCUUGUAGGCAUUUGUCUCGUUUAGAUUUGAGUGGCUGCUGGGCAUUGACUUUAAGCAAUAUCACAAAGUUACAAAGCAAAGCCAAAAGGAGGCGCCAUACACCGCAAAUAAUAUGGACAUGAGCUAGGGAAAG